GUUUCCCUGAGUGGAGUGACUGCUCUCUGUUUAUCCUUUGACUCCUCUCUCUGGGAGCAGGACUGCUGAAGAAAGGAGCAACCAUGGCACCUGCCAAGAAGAACAGAGUGUUUGUUAUUGGUGUGGGAAUGACCAAGUUUGACAAACCUGGAGCCAGAGACUACCCAGAUAUGGCCAAAGAAGCAGGUGAAAAAGCUCUAAGAGAUGCAGGGAUCCCGUAUUCAGCUGUUGAGCAAGCCUGUGUGGGCUACGUUUAUGGGGACUCCACAUGUGGUCAGAGAGCUAUCUACCACAGCCUGGGUCUGACAGGAAUCCCCAUCAUCAACGUGAACAACAACUGCUCCACCGGCUCCACCGCUCUCUUCAUGGCUCGCCAGCUGAUUCAGGGAGGUCUUGCUGACUGCGUGCUUGCCCUCGGUUUUGAAAAGAUGGAGAGAGGCUCCUUGACUUCCAAAUUCAUGGAUAGGACCAAUCCAAUGGACAAGCACAUGGAGGUGAUGAUCAACCGUUAUGGGAUGGCAGCAGCACCGGGAGCACCGCAGAUGUUUGGCAACGCCGGCAGGGAGCAUAUGGAAAAAUACGGCACGAAACCAGAACACUUUGCUAAGAUUGCUUGGAAAAACCACAGGCAUUCCACCAAUAACCCAUAUUCCCAGUUCCAGGAUGAGUACAGUUUGGAGCAGGUGAUGAACUCCAGGAAGGUGUUUGACUUUCUCACUCUUCUGCAGUGCUGCCCAACUUCAGAUGGAGCUGGAGCAGCGGUUCUGGCCAGUGAGGCCUUUGUUAGGAAGCACCAUCUUGAAAACCAGGCGGUGGAGAUUGUGGCUCAGGAGAUGGUGACCGACUUUCCUUCCACAUUUAGCGAAAACAGCUGCAUUAAGAUGGUCGGGUACGACAUGUCUCGGCUAGCGGCUAAAAAGUGCUUUGAGGCUGCGGGUUUGAAGCCGAGCAACGUUGACGUAGUCGAGCUGCACGACUGCUUCUCCGCCAACGAGCUCAUCACUUACGAGGCUUUGGGUUUGUGUGAAGAAGGUAAAGCAGGAGAACUAGUGGAUAGAGGGGACAACACAUAUGGAGGGAAGUUUGUGAUCAACCCCAGCGGAGGUCUCAUCUCUAAAGGACACCCUCUAGGAGCCACAGGUCUGGCUCAGUGUGCAGAGCUUUGCUGGCAACUGCGUGGACAGGCUGGCAGGAGACAGGUCCCCGGAGCCAAAGUGGCUCUGCAGCACAACAUUGGCCUUGGGGGAGCUGUGGUCGUCACUAUUUACAAGAUGGGCUUCCCGCAGGAGUCCAGGUUUGUCAUUGGCUCUGCAGCCAGCAGCUCCAGCAGCAGCGGCCUGGAAGCGUUCAAAGCUUACCCUGUCUUCAAGGAGAUUGAGAACCAUCUAAAGAAGGAGGGAGAGAACCUCGUCAAGAAGGUCGGCGGCGUGUUUGCCUUCAACGUAAAGGACGGCCCUAAUGGGAAACAGGCGACUUGGGUUGUGGACGUGAAAAAUGGCAAAGGUUCUGUCACAAAUGACCCAGGUAAAAAGGCAGACUGCACAUUGUCCAUUGGCGACGAGGAUCUGCUGGCUCUAAUGACGGGGAAGCUGAACCCACAAACGGCGUUCUUCAAGGGGCAGCUGAAGAUCACCGGAAACAUGGGCAUGGCCAUGAAGCUGCAGAACCUCCAGGUGGCGUCGGUCAAAGCCAGGCUGUGAGGCCUUGUAGGAGCUUUUUGUGAAGCUCUAGUAUACUUAGGUUGAGUUAAUUUGAGACUAAAUCAAAUGUUUUGAUUAUGAGCCCAGCUUGAUCUGAAGAGAUGGUCCAUCAAGCUGCUUCCAUAGACUUUGUUCUUUUCCUUUCUAUUAAUCAGAGCUGUUGUUUCUGCAGUCAGUCCUAUAAAAACAGCAAAUGAUCAGAGUUUGGAUUAAACUGAACAGUGUGUCUCAACUUAUCAUGUACUAAGAAAAACUGUAAAAUGAAGCAUUUCAAAGCAGUUUCUCGUGAUUAAUACGUAUGAAUUUAUAAGCUCUAAUGUUUGUAAAA
This is a messenger RNA of Cyprinodon variegatus (sheepshead minnow), 2028 nucleotides long. It is a transcript of the gene scp2a, whose product is annotated as sterol carrier protein 2. NCBI's taxonomy places the organism in Eukaryota, Metazoa, Chordata, Actinopteri, Cyprinodontiformes, Cyprinodontidae. The transcript has 16 exons. The record is from RefSeq and is a predicted model, not a curated record. Bases 84 to 1700 code for a protein of 538 amino acids. Gene Ontology annotation, molecular function: acyltransferase activity, transferring groups other than amino-acyl groups.